GGCGCGGUCACGUGAUGUUUGGGUGGCGGCGGCGCGGCGCGGCCUCGCGGCGGCUCGCGCGCGGCGGCAGAUUGUAAGGAAGACUUCUGUGACAAAGAGAAAAGGACUCUGGAACCAGUUGGUUUAAAAUACAAUCCAGGAUUCAUUGCUAUCUAGAAAAUGUCUUAUGGAUCCAUUGAUGGGAGUGGAUUUGGAAGCAGGAACCCGUUUGGAGGCCCUUCGAGACAAGGCUAUCAACCUCUCGCCACCCAGAUUGAUCCCAAUGAACUACAGGAACUUUUUCAGGAAACUUCAGCCAAUGUCUUCCGAAUUAACUCCAAUGUGACCUCCCUGGAAAGAAGCCUUAGAUCUCUGGGGACCUCAAAUGAUACUCAAGAGCUGCAGGAUGGACUGCAUGCAACCCAACAAGAGACUAAUAAAACCAUCACUACUAGCACCAAAGCCAUCAAGCAGCUGUCUGAGAUUGUCAGAGGCUCAUCCAGGCAAGAGCGACUUCAGCUGGACAGGUUGAAGAACCAGCUGUCCGAUGCCAUCCAGCGAUACGGGGCUGUGCAGAAGAAAAUAGCAGAGAAAUCCAAAGCUUUGCUUCCUACUGGGCAGAGGAGUAGCAAACAGCAUAGUCCUAGGACCCCAUUCUCUGACCUACCUGAUGAUGAGAAGAUCUUUAACGGAGGAGAUGGCACGUGGCAAAACCAGAGCCAGGAUCAAGCCUUGCUCUCGGAAAUCACAGAAGAGGAUCUGGAGGCCAUCCGUCAGCGGGAAGAGGCCAUUCAGCAGAUUGAGAGUGACAUGCUUGACGUGAACCAGAUCAUUAAAGACCUGGCCUCCAUGGUGCAUGAGCAAGGAGACACCAUAGACAGUAUUGAAGCCAACAUUGAGACUGCAUCUUCUAAUGUAGAAUCAGCCAAUGAGCAGUUGGCAAAAGCCAGUCAGCACCAACAACGAGCCAGGAAGAUGAAGUGCUGCCUUCUCUCUGUCGCUUUGACCGUCCUGCUGUUUGUUGUUAUAAUCAUCGCGGUCUCAGUCAAACGCUGAUCUGGCUACGGUUUCCAGAGGUAAAAGCCUUUAAAGCCCUCGAUCACCCUGGGAAGUGAAAUGGAUUCUCAAGGCGUUUCACAUUCAGGCCCUACAUCAACGUCUGCUUUACUGAUUAUGUUGCAUCAAAACUGCUAUAACCAAUAAACGUUGUAAUUAUAUAAAAGAAAA
Messenger RNA from Rhea pennata, 1206 nucleotides. RefSeq names its product t-SNARE domain containing 1 (gene TSNARE1). Gene Ontology annotation, molecular function: SNARE binding; SNAP receptor activity. The record is from RefSeq and is a predicted model, not a curated record. Lineage: Eukaryota; Metazoa; Chordata; Aves; Rheiformes; Rheidae. Gene Ontology annotation, biological process: intracellular protein transport; vesicle-mediated transport; vesicle fusion. The transcript is spliced from 13 exons. Gene Ontology annotation, cellular component: SNARE complex; membrane; endomembrane system. Bases 160 to 1035 code for a protein of 291 amino acids.